GGCGGCGCGCUCCCGACAGCCCAGGCCGCUGUGCGCGCUCCCGACAGCCCAGCCCGCUGUGCGCGCUCCCGACAGCGCCGGCGGCGACGCGCCUGGCGAGGACAGCUCGGGCAGGUUGUGGCGUGGAGGAAAGGAUUUUGGCAGUCAAUCCAGUCUCAGAAAGAUUUGCUGAGGGCAGACUGUAUUUGGAAUCUGCACUGAGAAUAAGAGGCUCCAAGAAGAGGUGAUCAGUGGAUUCAGGCAUCUAUCCGGUCGAUCGACAAUAAUGAAGAUACCGAGUAGAAUUUUCUCAGUUCCACGAUUUCUGAAGAUUUUGCAGUCCCUUCACUUACCAACAAGACCUGCAGGUGGAAAUGUGAAGCAAGUCAGGAGUAAGUCCUCAGAUCCAGUAGCUCAUGCAAGGCACACUGACGCAGUUGAACUCUUGGGGAAAUUCUACCCUUGUGAUGACCACACGAAUGUUACACCAAAGAUUUUGUCCAAAGUGGGGAAAAGCCUACAGAACCAAAGGAACCACCCUUUGUGGCUGCUGAAAGAACGCAUUAAGGAUCAUUUCUAUACAUGUUACCUGAGUCGCCACAGGAACCCGCUCUUCUCCAUGUACGACAAUCUCUCCCCCGUGGUCACCACCGAGCAGAACUUUGACAGUUUGCUUAUACCGCCAGAUCAUGCAAGUAGGAGGAAAGGCGAUAACUUUUACCUGAAUCAAAGUCACAUGCUCAGGGCUCAUACCUCUGCUCACCAACGAGAUCUUAUUCGUGCAGGUCUCAAUGCCUUCCUGGUAUUUGGAGAUGUCUAUCGACGAGAUGAAAUUGACAAAAGCCACUAUCCGGUCUUCCACCAGUUGGAAGGAGUCAGACUGUUUACCAAGCAUGAGAGCUUCAUCUCUUUGCUGUUCGCUAAUGUGCAACAUGGAGAAGAGCUUCAUCUCUUUGAGAAGGGGUACCGCACAUCCUGCAAGCAAGAGAGCCACACGUUAGAAGCCGUCAAACUACUUGAGUUUGAUUUGAAACAGACCCUGAACAAAGUCGUGACACAUCUCUUUGGAAAAGGACUGGACACUCGGUGGGUGGAGUGCUACUUCCCAUUUACGCACCCUUCCUUCGAAAUGGAGAUCAAGUUCCAGGGAGAAUGGCUGGAAGUCCUGGGCUGCGGUAUCAUGGAGCAGCAACUUGUAAACUCAGCUGGUGCCCAGGACCGGGUGGGAUAUGCCUUUGGCCUGGGCCUUGAACGACUGGCGAUGAUUCUGUACGGAAUACCAGACAUCCGCUUGUUCUGGAGUGAGGACGAACGAUUCUACAGACAGUUCCAGGUUACUCACAUUGACCAGAAAGUCACAUUUCAGCCAUUCAGCAAAUACCCGCCUUUGGUAAACGACAUCUCUUUUUGGAUUCCACAUGAAGGAUAUGAGGAAAAUGACUUCUAUGAUUUGGUGCGUAAUAUCGGGGGCGACCUCGUGGAGAAGGUCACGCUCAUCGACCGCUUCUCACAUCCCACGACGGGAAAGAUGAGCCACUGCUACAGGAUCACCUACCGUCACACAGAACGAACACUGACCCAGGAGGAGGUGAACACCAUUCAUCGCAAUAUUGAACGAAGUGCCGUGGAGAAGUUGGGAGUAGAGGGCAGAUUCUAAAUCACGAAAAUGGUGCAAUGUUUCUACAUUUGCCUGUCAGCCCUUCUGUUCUACGGGAAAAAAGUGAUGAAUUAUAAAGAAUAUUGUAAUUAUGGCCAAACUCGAUUUCAAUAAAGCUGAAUAUUUUGAGUGGA
Leucoraja erinaceus (little skate) is the source of this 1770-nucleotide messenger RNA. RefSeq names its product phenylalanyl-tRNA synthetase 2, mitochondrial (gene fars2). Lineage: Eukaryota; Metazoa; Chordata; Chondrichthyes; Rajiformes; Rajidae. The transcript has 9 exons. Gene Ontology annotation, molecular function: ATP binding; tRNA binding; phenylalanine-tRNA ligase activity. The record is from RefSeq and is a predicted model, not a curated record. Gene Ontology annotation, cellular component: cytoplasm; mitochondrion. The coding region runs from base 266 to 1636 and encodes 456 amino acids. Gene Ontology annotation, biological process: phenylalanyl-tRNA aminoacylation.